GUUUUACCAUGUUAAACUGGUUAAAUCUUCUUCUGCUGCUGUGCUUUGCAAAUCAUUGUGGAACCUCCGCUAUAUCUGUGUCAGGAAAAAAGGGAGGAAACAUCACACUAUCAUGUGAAUUUGAGUCCAGAGAGAUUUCUGAUAUUAGUUUAAUCAGUCGAUCAGAAAACAUCCCUGUCUGUGAGACUGAAGAAUGCAGUGGACGAGUAUUUAAACAAGGAAACUGUGACAUCUUCAUCAAGAAUCUGAGCUUCAGUGAUGCUGGGAAAUACUUUAUGAGAGUCUAUUACCACAAUAAUCAGACAGAGCUGGAGCGACUGAUCAAGACGUACCAACUUCAUAUUCAGGAUGAGGUUUCUGUGAAAACAGGUGAGGAGCUGAAGUUGGAUGUUCUGUUGUCAAACGCUGAUAAAGUGCAGCAUCAGAGCAGAAGAAGCACAGAGUGGAUGAAGGAUUGGAGCAGAACUGAUGGAGUUCAGAGUGAACGGAUCACCAUUAGUGAUGGAAACCUGAUCAUUAGUAAUUUCACAGCCAGAGACGCAGGAACAUACAGAGUUCUGGACCCUGAUGGAGAAAUCUUGAUCACAGUGACAGUCACAGAAUCAAAGUAUCCUAGUACAGAAUCAAAGAAAAAACUGGACAGCACAGAUAAAGACAAAACUGAUGAGACGGAGCAAGUUCCUGUAAUCUACUGGAUUAUGAGUGCUGGACUGCUUGUGUAUGCAGCUCUGCUGGUUUCUACUCUGGUUACGCUUACCAUCCAGAAACACACCGAUUUCUAAAAGCAGGACAUGUUUGGCACCAAGGGGUCAAAGUGCAAUGAAUUUCACAGAUGAUGUCAUGUAGCAACAUCACUGUAAGUUUGCCUUCAAUGCUAAAAGAUGAUUCUGUCAAUAUAUGUAAUGAACUAUACAUAUGAACAUUUGGGCUGCUCUACAUGAGAAUGUUGACUGUAUCUGCAUGUAAUUCAUUCUUGGGGGGUUCUUUUAUUUUGCAUUAAUGCUCUCAGUCAGUCACGAUAUAAAGGGAGCGCUCUUUGCUCACUUUCUCUAUACAAUCCGUUCACAAUUUAAAGAAAAGUUUUUGUUUAUGUAGAGGACCAAUGUUCAUGUACAAGUUGCUAAGUUGCAGAAGUGACAAAUGCAUUAAUUACGCGAGUGAAUCUUUUAAAUUGUUGCGUGAGUCAGUCCUGAAAUUGCUGUAGUGGACCAGGAGUGUUUCUAGCUUUUGAAAACAUCAGGGGCUAAUGCUGAGGACAUAUGCACAUAUUUAUAGAGCACAACAGCGCUAAAGACACAUCUUAAGACAAAUGUGCUUCAUGUAUGACUGCAGAAAAAAUAGUGUUUUUAUUAAACAUUGAUAAGUUUAUUAAAAGUUCAUUUUGAUGCAUCACAUGCUGAGCUACAUGGCUAAAUCAGUAUGGAACUCUUUCAGGCACUGAUAUUGUAUUUCUGAAAUACAGCUUAUUUGAUCUAUUUCUUAUUGCACUACGUUGAUGAGCAGGAAUAGUUUAAUGUAGCACUUUAUUUAAAAAACUUUUUUUUUUUUUUUUUAAUUCCUUCUGUUUUAUCACUUGUAAAGUCCGGGGUUUUGAAAUGAUUGUUUUGUAGAACAAUACUGUAUCACGCUCUUGAAAUAAAACGGAGAGGUGUUGUUUAACAUAUUUAGAUAUAUUUACAAUGACAUGAUGAAGUGUAUUCAUCGUUGUCUGUAGAGAGUUUUUUCAUGUCCACUGUUGCUUUUGACUGCUUCAUCAGGGAUUUGCAUUAUUCUUUGUAAAUCUGCUUUGUACUGAGAAAAA
Messenger RNA from Sinocyclocheilus rhinocerous, 1801 nucleotides. RefSeq lists its product as uncharacterized. The transcript is spliced from 6 exons. The record is from RefSeq and is a predicted model, not a curated record. NCBI's taxonomy places the organism in Eukaryota, Metazoa, Chordata, Actinopteri, Cypriniformes, Cyprinidae. Bases 9 to 782 code for a protein of 257 amino acids.